AUCGAGCCACUGUUGCAUUGUGGGUAGGCGGAAAAGGCUCCAAAAGGUACGCCAGAGCGACAAACGCACGUUGCAAGAAUCGUCCAAGAAGAAACAACAACUACGAUUCAGAAGUCAUUUCGCCACACAGAAACAAGGAAGACAGUUGAAAAAUGUCCAUCGGCGUACCAAUCAAAGUCCUGCAUGAGGCAGAGGGCCACAUUGUGACCUGUGAGACGAACACUGGAGAGGUGUACAGGGGCAAGCUGAUUGAGGCUGAGGACAACAUGAACUGCCAGAUGUCCAAUAUAACAGUGACAUAUCGUGAUGGCCGGGUGGCACAGUUGGAGCAAGUCUACAUCCGUGGCAGCAAGAUCCGGUUCUUGAUCUUACCUGACAUGUUAAAGAAUGCUCCGAUGUUAAAGAGUAUGAAAAACAAGAACCAGGGAUCUGGGGCAGGAAGGGGCAAGGCAGCUAUUCUCAAAGCACAAGUGGCUGCAAGGGGUCGGGGCCGUGGUGGAAUGGGACGAGGCAACAUCUUCCAGAAGAGGCGAUAACUUCUCCAACUGUGUUAAGAUUGUUGCAUUGUAUAGUCUUGUCUUUUUUAAUUUUGUCUUUUUUCGAUUGGAUAUCUUUGGUAUUUUUUUGCAAUCCUGUUCUUUGCAGUUUAUCGCUUUACUUUCAUUUUUAUGAAAAUAAACAUAUUUCAAUUUGA
Messenger RNA from Anoplopoma fimbria (sablefish), 694 nucleotides. RefSeq names its product small nuclear ribonucleoprotein D3 polypeptide, like (gene snrpd3l). The transcript has 4 exons. Gene Ontology annotation, cellular component: catalytic step 2 spliceosome; U5 snRNP; commitment complex. The coding region runs from base 153 to 536 and encodes 127 amino acids. Gene Ontology annotation, molecular function: RNA binding. Gene Ontology annotation, biological process: spliceosomal snRNP assembly; RNA processing. Lineage: Eukaryota; Metazoa; Chordata; Actinopteri; Perciformes; Anoplopomatidae. The record is from RefSeq and is a predicted model, not a curated record.